AGGUGCUGGUAUGUGUCUCCUGUAUUUCUGGUCAGUCUACGCUCGGACUGGAGCUGGCAGCAGGAGCUAGGCUGAACCUGUGGAGGGCAGUGCUGCUCUCAGAUCAGCUUUAAACUCACCAAACAAGCUCUUCCCCCGGACUCCGGAUAUAUCAACCAUUCAGGUCUGUCAUAUGACAACAACCCGGACCCAGUGUCUGCUGGACUGCUGGUUCAGGAGGCUGUAAAUGGACCGAUCAUGAGCCCACAAUAGGAGCAUGGAGAAUGAUGAAUUUCCGCCAGCGGAUGGGAUGGAUUGGAGUGGGACUGUACUUGCUGGCUAGCAUUGCUGCAGUCUACUAUAUGUUUGAGAUUAACCAGACAUACAACCGACUCACUCUGGCACAUGUAGAGAAGGUGACUGGAACACACACACCCUGGACCGGAGACUCUGCAUCUCCCUCUUCUUCUGCAACCUCUUGGACACAGAGUGUGAAGACCAGACUGUUGCUGCUGCCCUUCUGGGUUUGGGCCACCAUCUUCCUUAUUCCUUAUCUCCAAGUGUUCCUUUUUCUCUACUCAUGCACCAGAGCAGACCCCAAGACUGUGGGUUAUUGCAUCCUGCCCAUCUGCCUGGCUGUUCUCUGUAACCGACACCAGACAUUUGCCAAGGCCUCCAAUCAGAUCAGCAGGCUUCAGCUAAUUGACACCUAGUGGAGCCGGUUGCUGGUCAGGAUGAGGGGCAGGUCCUCGAUCACCAUGCCCUUAUGGGUCCCAGAUGGCUAGAGGAGCCAGAUGUGUAUACAUGUGUAUACGACUUUUGUGCACUUGAUAAAUAUCAGUCUUGAUUAAUUUUGCAGGAAAGUGAUCAUAAGACCAAUUACAGAGGGAAUCUGCUGAUUUUUCCUAAAUUUGUGCAUAGCUCUAGCUAUAAGAUGUAAGCAAGGUGAUUCUGAGUGGUUUGUUGUGAAAUAACCAGUUCUAGAGAAACGUACCCAAAGUCAGAAUGAUUCACAGCGGUGGCGAUGGGAGUAAGAAAUUCAGAAUGUUUAGAUAGAGUUGGAAAUGAGGGUGGAGAGGUACAUUUAGUGCAAAAUUAUUCCAAAAGAGAAUAUAUUUGAAUAUCAUAAACAUCACAUAUAAAACUCUCACAAGUGCAGGUUCACUAAUUGUUUUGGUUUUUGGAUAAUUUAUAUUUUAUACUUUGACCUUUGACUCAGUAUGUUUCCUUACAAUAAACCACUUCACAACAAAACACUCAAAAUGACUUUGUUUACAACUCAGUGACUGAAUUAUAUAGACAUUGAAAAGACCAUGGAAUUCCAGUUUAAUAUCAAGUUUGUACUUAUUAUUUUUAAUAAGAUGUUAGCCUAAUGUUGCGAAGGCAUUCUUUUAAUCACCUUAAAUGUAAAAUUUAUUACGAAAACAGAUUUGUAGCUUUUUAAAAAAAUGAUCAGACCUGGCAGGGUGGUACUUUUGAAAUCCUGCUUCAGAAACAAUGGCGUUACAAUGACAAAUGUGACUCGGUGACUCACUUACACAGCUGAUUUGAUCUUAUUUUAGCCCUGGUACCUUCAGUGUUUCCCCCCCAUUAAAAACAUCACUGUAGUUCCACACCAGUGGCUGGCUGCUUCUUGCUAAAAGACUUAAAUCAAGUUAGGAUGUGUGUUCUGGUGUUGAGCCUGUUGUAAGAAGACAAGCAAAAGUAUUACAAAGUUUCACAACAUUUAAGUUUGUUUUAAAUCUUCAUUGUUUUUGAAAAAACGUACCAUCAAACCACAUGCUGCUGUUAUACAGUUUCAAGUUUUGGUGUGUUUGGGUAGGUUUUGAAUGUUCAUUCUGCAGAAUUUAGCAGUAGCAACACUUUUAAAAUACAUUUUUUAAGUAAACCAGAAAUAAAACCUUAGUCUAGUGUCCUAAACAAGUGUUUCCAUGAUGCAAAUCAGUUAUGCUACUUGCCAGCUAAUAUAUAUAUAUUUUUUUUUUAUAUGACUCCAGACACAAUUUGACUACAAGAUGCAUAUAAUAAAAAGUUGUUGGUAUAAGGCCACCUUUCAUAAAAAAAAUGCUUUUGUAACAAUCAGUUUAAGAACAUUUUUCAUGUCUGAAUUUUAUGUCCAAGUAUGAUGAUAAAUGAUCCUGGAUCUUUGCUUCAAUAGAUUUUGUUGUCUGUGAUAAUCAUCUUUUAAAGCACUGAAUGGGAGAAGGAAUGUCUGAAACUUCAAAGUAUGAACCUUUUAAAUGAUGGUUGAGCGGCUAUUUUGUGUUCUAUCAGUUGCACAUACAGCUUCAUUAGCUUGCCUCUUCUGAAAUGCAAUGUACCCAUAUCUUAUUUUAUCCUGUAUUUGAAAUUACAGUGGCCCACGUUGGUUUAGUAUUUCAAGACAACUUCAUGUUAAUUUAUAACAGGAUUCAGGACAAUGUGUGCAUUAAUGUUAGAGAACAGCCAAUAUUCAGCGCAUGUCAUUCAUGUUUUAGACCUGUUGUGUCACAAUUAUCUAGUAAUUUAAUUUGCUUAAUUCCACGAGUUGCUCUUUAAAUGCAUUAUUAUACCCUCUUUGCUCGGUUAGGCUUGUGCCGAAGAUCCAGGGUUAAAGUCUUAAAUACACUGCUUAUUAGUAGUAGAGACAUGCAUUUCAUUGUUCAAAAUGUAUGGAUGGAUUCAUUCAUUGGUAAACCACCCGGAAUAGGGCAGCGGUGUUCGUAAUGUUUUUGUUUAAAAGGGCUUGUAUGUGUUUUUAUAAUGAAUGGAUAUUUAUGCUGGGGUACUAGUGAUUUACUUGCCUUUUUAAUCUCAAUGCACUGUGAUUUAAAAUAAGAAACGAACCCUAAUAAAUGUAUUGGGGAACAUG
Astyanax mexicanus (Mexican tetra) is the source of this 2830-nucleotide messenger RNA. RefSeq names its product transmembrane protein 251 (gene lyset). The transcript is spliced from 3 exons. The record is from RefSeq and is a predicted model, not a curated record. Lineage: Eukaryota; Metazoa; Chordata; Actinopteri; Characiformes; Acestrorhamphidae. Bases 264 to 692 code for a protein of 142 amino acids.